This is a messenger RNA of Oncorhynchus keta (chum salmon), 7456 nucleotides long. Its product is annotated as ammonium transporter Rh type A-like. Gene Ontology annotation, cellular component: plasma membrane. Lineage: Eukaryota; Metazoa; Chordata; Actinopteri; Salmoniformes; Salmonidae. The transcript has 16 exons. Gene Ontology annotation, biological process: ammonium transmembrane transport; ammonium homeostasis. Gene Ontology annotation, molecular function: ammonium channel activity. The coding region runs from base 162 to 1472 and encodes 436 amino acids. The record is from RefSeq and is a predicted model, not a curated record.
GUUGCUCUCCACCCAUCAGACUAUUACCACAAGCCCCAAAAGAUAGAUAGGGCGAGAGAGAAAAAGUGAGCGUGUGUCAGAGACAGAGGGUCAGCCUGAGAUUAACAGAGAGAGAGAGAGAGAGCGAGAGAGAGAGACACACACAGUUAGUUAAUAUUGGCAUGCCUGCAUACUCCACCAACAUGAGGCUUAAGUUUCCUAUCCUGGCUCUGACUCUGGAGAUUAUCACCAUCAUCCUGUUCGCUGUGUUUGUGGACUACGAUGAUGGGAAACACGGGGGGCACGGAGCCCACAACACCACACACCAUGAGAAGAAGACGGAACAGGAUCCUCUGACCCUUUAUCCCAUGUUCCAGGAUGUCCACGUUAUGAUCUUCAUUGGCUUUGGCUUCCUGAUGACCUUUCUGAAGAGAUAUGGCUUCAGCAGCGUGGGCCUCAACCUGCUCCUGGCCGCCUUCGCUCUGCAGUGGGGUCUAAUCAUGCAAGGCCUCUGGCACCUGGACGACGGCAAGAUCAAAGUCUCCAUCUUCAAGAUGAUCAACGCAGAUUUCAGCACAGCCACCGUUCUGAUCUCGUUCGGGGCAGUGCUGGGUAAAACCAGUCCUGUCCAGCUCCUCAUCAUGACCAUCCUGGAGAUCACCAUCUUCAGCAUCAACGAACAUCUGGUGGCCGAAAUCCUGGAGGCCAAUGAUGUUGGGGCCUCCAUGAUUAUCCAUGCCUUUGGGGCAUACUUCGGUCUCGCAGUGGCCCGCAUGCUGUACCGGCCAGCUCUGAGGAACAGCCAUGAGAACGAUGGCUCUGUUUACCACUCUGACCUCUUCGCCAUGAUCGGUACCGUGUUCCUCUGGAUGUUCUGGCCCAGUUUCAACUCUGCCAUCGCUGAAUCUGGCACUGAUCAGCUCAUGGCGGUGACCAACACCUACUUCUCCCUGGCUGCCUGCGUACUCUCUGCCUAUGCCGUCUCCAGCUUGGUGGAGCACAAAGGCAAACUAGACAUGGUCCACAUCCAGAAUGCCACUCUGGCAGGAGGUGUUGCCGUGGGAACCUGCGCUGACAUGGACAUCGGCCCUUUUGGUGCCAUGAUCAUCGGGUUCGUGGCUGGCAUCGUCUCCACCCUGGGCUUCAAGUUCCUCACUCCAAUCCUGGCAUCCAACCUGGGCAUCCAGGACACCUGUGGUGUCCACAAUCUGCACGGCAUGCCUGGCAUCCUCGGGGGUAUCGCUGGAAUUGUGGCUGUCGCUCUGGGCAAGAAGAACGGGAGUGCUGCCAUGCAGGGUGCAGCCCUGGCCUCAUCCCUUGGGUUCGCUUUGGUUGGAGGAACUAUUACAGGUCUGAUAAUGAAGCUUCCAUUCUGGGGACAGCCUCCAGAUCAGAACUGCUUUGAUGAUUCCAUUUAUUGGGAGGUUCCUGGGGAGGAGGAGGAGGAGGGCGAGGAGAGCCUGGCUCACGGAGACCAAAAAGCAGAGGCGUAAAGCUCCCACUCGUUGCUGCACAUUCACGACCUACAACCCUCUGAGCUAGAAAUGGGAAAGUGAGGAAUCAUGAACCACACAUUAGACAUUGGGUGUACUCUAUCUCAAUAGUCUUAACUGGCUUCCUCUCCUUGUCACCUCUCCUUCAUCUAAUUGGUAGAUCCCUACCAGGACUUCAUGCGUCACCCGUCUAAUUUCUUGACCAUCAGUGCAGAGGACGUAAAGGAGAGAAUCUAUGUGGUACUAUUGAAUUCAACCCAGGAUGGCCAGUGCUGUGAAAUUGUCAGUUAUUUUCAACUACUGCAUAAAUAAUUGGAUUGAUAUGAGACAAAUUGAGAUCAUAUCGUGAUUCAUGCUACCUUAUUAAGCCAUCUCUAAAUCAACUCGAUCAGCAGGGAAAUGUUAGCCUAUGUUGCACUUUUCUAGGUCCAAACUAGGUCCUCAUUGUCCAUAGAUUUGUACUAAAUAUUUUAAUCUUCAAUUGAAGUAGGUCCACUGAAGAGCAUUUGAAACAUGUCAUAGCUCAUUAUAAUUUCAACUAAUGUGUAAGAGGUGGGUGGGUGUGUUACAUUUUUGUAUUUUUUUUUACUAUUAUUAGGUCUCAAUGCAAUUUAGAUAAUAUUGUAAGGAUUUUCUUAUCUUAAACAAAUAAUGUUUACAGAAACUCAUUUCAAGCAACAUGCUUGCAGUGCUUUGGAUGUGUUAGUCUGAAAAUUGAUUUAAAUGAAGGAGCAUUUUGAUAUAAAUGAUCCUGAAUAAGUUGCAUUGAAACAUGAACUGUUCUUUCACACAAUCGGAGGAAAGAUACUUUCAGGGAUUCUUUUUUUUACACUGAAUUUGAUGACCACCGUUCUGAGCCAUUAGAAACUGUAUAGAAAUAGUAGAAACAGUAUAUCAAGCUGACAAUAUCACCAAUUGUCUCACAUGCUUUGUGACACUAUCAAAAUGUUAACAGACAUUUGUUUUGCCUCAUUAGUUGGGGCUAUACAUUGUAUAUUUUUUUCAACGUGUCUUUUUAUGUCGCCAUCCAACUGACAUAGCCGAUAUUGUGUGCUGGACCUUGUUUAGUUAAUAAAAUCAACUGCUACUUUAGCCUGCUGCAGAGCUAGGCCGCGUGACUGGAACUCACUACUCCUACUGGAGAGAAUCUGAUACCAGACCAGGCUGCAAAGUUUAGGCAGUUUCUAAGGGCCAGUAUUUAUCAAGCGUCUCAGAGUGGGGGUGCUGAUCUUGGAUCAGUUUUACCUUUCUAGAUCAGCACUCCUGAGACGCUUGAUAAACACGGGCCCAGGUCUCACGGGGAACGGAGCUGGGCAAGAAUAGGUUCUGCAUUAAGCUACUCCCUGUGUGCAUCCAAAUACUCUAAGGUUCCCCUUCUUCUACCCCAGUAUCCUCACAGCUAAAAUGGAGUUGAGUGUCUUUCAUUUUCAUUUUUCAAACACAGAAAGUCAAUUGAAAUCUGACAUGUCCAAUUAAAAACCGGAUAGUCUACAUGGCACGUGGGUUCUGAAUAAAUGGGGCAUGAGAAAGAAAGCCACUAAGAGAUUUAGGAUACAUAAGCUUUCCAUAUUUCUUUCACUUCUUAUUGUAACCUCUUAAUGCAAAGUGUAGUUAGUUACAUAAUGGAUAUAGUCAGUUUCUCUAAAUCCCUGCACCUAGAACUAACAAUUGGUACUUAGUGAUUCAGAUCACAAGUAUCUCUUUAUACACUGAGUGUACAAAACAUUAAGAACACUUUCAUCAUAUUGAGUUGCACCCCCCCUCUUUUCCCCCAGAAUAGUCUCAAUUUGUUGGGUCAAUGACUCUACAAGGUGUCGAAAACAUUCCACAGGGAUGCUGGCCCAUGUUGACUCCAAUGCUUGACCCCAAAGGUGUUCGAUGGGGUUGAAGUCAGGGCUCUUUGCAGACCAGUUAAGUUCUUCCACACCAAUCUCAACAAACCACUUCUGUAUGGACCUCGCUUUGUGCACGGGGGUAUUGUCAUGCUGAAACAGGAAUGUGCCUUCUCCAAAAUGUUGCCACAAAGUUGGAAGCACAGAAUCAUCUAGAAUGUCAUUGUAUGCUGUAGCAUUAAAAUUUCCCACAGUUGUGUCAAGUUGGCUGGAUGUCCUUUAGGUGGUGGACCAUUCUUGAUACACAUGGGAGUCUGUUGAGUGUGAUAACCCCAGCAGCGUUGCAAUUCCCAACACAAACCAGUGUGCCUGGCACCUACUACCAUACCCCGUUCAAAGGCACUUAAAUAUGUUGUGUCUUGCCUCUUCAUCCUCUAAAUGGCACACAUACACAAUCCAUGUCUCCAUUGCCUCAAGGAUGAAACAAAAUCCUUCUUUAACCUGUCUCCUCUUCUUCAUCUACACUGAUUUGAAGUGGAUUUAACAAGUUAGAUCAAUAAGGGAUCAUAGCAUUCACCUGGUCAGUCUAUGUCUUGGAAAGAGCAGGUAUUUAUAAUGUUUUGUACACUCAGGCUAAUAUCGCAACCAUUUUGUUGAAUAAAGCUGAUUAAAGUGAUUACCUGAGAGUGCAGGAGGAAAAUAGUCAACAAUAGUUCCUGUACUAGACCAUUGUAGCAGGUAAAGAUGAAACUGACUACAGAUACACUACAUGGCCCAAAUAAUGCUUGUCUAACAUCUCAUUCCAAAAUCAUGGGCAUUAAAAUGGAGUUGGUCCCACCUUUGAUGCUAUAACAGCUUACUUUUGGCCAUGUAGUGUAGCUAGAUAAGUAGUACAUUUGGCUGAUGUAGUAGCCUAUGUGUGAUUUAGAUGUAAUGCUUAGAACACCAGCAGGCGAUAUUUUAAAAAAAAAUGCUUGAUAUGACUUUUUUUUUAAGUUACAGAAAAUGAAUAUGUAUUACAUUUUUGUUAAUGUAUAAAUAUUUAUACUGUAAUUUAUGAAUGUGGUUUUAUACAAUAUAAGAGUGACUCUGUGUGUGUUCUUUGACAUGAUUCCAUUGAAUUAUCACCAUCAACAUUCUUUUCACAAUCAGAACGGAGAAGGCGUGUUGUACAUUUUCAACGGCCAAGACACUAAUUGUGCUAUCAAGACAAUCGGAGCUCUAGAAAGAUGCCAGAGAGUCGGAUGACCAUUCAAAACGAAUUUCCCAGUCGGAGCUCGUUUCAUAGUUUCCAGUUGUCGUGAACUAAUGCAUCGUUCAAAACAACUGAUAACUCGGAACUGGGAACUCGGCUAUUUCCGACUUUUGACUCCGAUUGAGAAAAAUCGAUUUGAACAGUCAUCCAACUCGGAAUUCCAACUCGGGAUCUCUGGUCUCUUUCUAGAGCUCCGACUUUCCAACCUGAAGAUCACUGACAUCAUGAUUUGACCUGAUAUUUGCCCGAAUUCCCAGUAGAUUUGAACACCGCAACACUGAAGUCGGAAGUCUGACAUUUCCGAGUUCUCAGUUAUUUUGAAUAUGGCAUAAUGAUUCUUCAUCCUUUGACCACAUAGACAGCGAUUUUUCAGUGGAUGACACGUCCGAUGACUUGGCACGCAACCAUUGGUUGUUGCGUCUCCUCGCCUAGCUAUGGAACGCGCUCCCAAAUUCCAUGUUUUAUUAUGAGUUUCUUUUAAUAAGACAUUGUUAAUAAACUAUGAGAGGUCAGGUUUAUUCUGUAUAAGGAGCAUCAAAUAUGUCACUGAAUUAUUUUGUGUAUUCAGGACUCGUGUAUCCUAUUAGAGAAAGACAUUUUCUCUCUUUCUGUUUUAAUUAUUACCUUGCUGCCAAGCCAUCAAACCGAAAAUAACGUGUCCGCAUCGAGGUUUAAAAUUAUUGUGGUGUUCCUUUAAUAAAUUAACGGUGCAUUGUGGGAUGUAAAAUGGCUCCAUGGUGUUGUCAGCAAACUAGCCAACCAGUCAACUCUUACAGCCAUAACGUUACAUUUACAAAUAACUACCCUCGAUGAAGCAUUGCUAUUAAUUUCUUAAUAGUAGUAUACAGAAUAUAGCUUUGAGAAUCAACAACUUUUAUUGCAUUCACCUCUUUUUUUUUUCGUCGAAACAACAGCCACCAUGUCUGCCGAAGUAGACAAAUUGAGAAGUCAGUCCAGCACAAGAAGAGAUGAUAGAAGAAGUACUGAGUCCUCCACAAGAAGAGAUGACAUUAGAAGAGAUGACAAAAGAAGUACAGAGACUGCCAGAAGAAGAGAUGACAAAAGAAGUACUGAGACUUCCAGAAGAAGAUAUGACGGAAGAAGUACUGAGACUGCCACAAGAAGAGAUGACCGAAGAAGUACUGAGACUGCCACAAGAAGAGAUGACCGAAGAAGUACCGAGACCGCCAUAGGAAGAGAUGACAGAAGAACAACAAGUACAGGGAAAGAAAAAAUUAAAAGGAAAAGCCGCAGUAGAUCAUCUUCCUCCGCAUCCAGCUCAUCCUCAGCAUCGGGAUCCUCUUCAUCAUCCUCAUCCCGCUCCUCGUCUGGCAGUAGGAGUAGUUCGAGCAGCAGUGAUUCCCACAGCAAGUCCAGAAAGAAUUCUAAGAAAAGGAAAAAGGAAAAACAACUCAAAAAGAAAGGGAAAAGGGAGAAAAAGCUUAAACGGAAGAAGGACAAGAAAAUGAAGACGGAGGAGGAAAGCGCUGGACCUGGACCUAUUCAGAUAUCCAAGUAUUUAAAAGAGAGAAAGAGAAAAAGCAAGUUCAGCAUGAUUUCAGGAAAGAAGAUAAAAAUGAAAUUGAAGAAGUCAAAGAAAGACAAGCUGAGAGACAAGAAUCGCGCAGAACUGCUUGAAUUCCUCAACUCCACGUUGUAAUGCAUGGACCGUCACCGAUAGUUGCGUUCCAGAAUCUUCCACUUUUUUCCAGAACAGAACUCAGGGAAAGAACCCAUGUGAUAAAGCUCUGAAAGAAAAUACAUUUUUAGGUUUAUUAUCACAGGAAGAGAUUGGGGAUAUGGCCCAGGUUGUUUGAAAAUGUCAGUAAAAGCUAUGUCUCGGAAAUUUGACUUUGUGCUGUCACUUGGUUGCCGGCGCCUUUCUGCAGACUAUUUGUAACCGAUGUCUCUGUUUUGAUUUUUAGAAGUAAUUUUUACUAUAAUAUUGAAGGAGCCAGUCGCUGACUUUGUGUCUGUAUGUUUGCUAAGCAAGAUAGUGUUGCUGUGGUGGAAUUUACUGUCAUCUGCAAAGAUCUUAGUGAUGAACAACCUACCUGAGUUCAAAUUGUAUUUGUUUUCUUUGGGAUUGAUCAAAGGGGCAAUCUGCUGUUGCUAAAUCAAUUUUUAGAUUUAAAUGAAUGAUAUACUCGUUUAUUCUCGAAGAAUAUAACUUUUAUAGAUACCUAACUGUCGUUCCCCACCAUGACCUAAAAUAUAAGCUUGUUCUAAAUGUAAACAAACACUAUAUAGUCUUUAAACAUAGUUUUAACCAUCAUUUGGCUGUCAUGGAUGGUCAGUCCUUGUUUUCAUAGCUCUGUUAUUGAGUUUGUUAUCCAAUUUCUCCAGCCCCAUAGCUGAGCUAUGUACCUAAUCAAUGGCAGGGUGUCUGCUUUGUUAUUGUUUUGAACUGCAGAUUUCCCCCUUUAAGCAUGCCUGGCACAAUGGAACAAAGGAAAAGUGCCAACUCUGUCCAUUUUUCUCUCCAGGCAGGCUCAAAGUAUUUGAAAUCAAAUACUAUUUGAACCCAGAUGUGAUGAACAAAGAUUUGUGUAAGCUUCAUUGUAGUGUAAUCUGUCAAAUAAAACACCAGUCUGGCAUUGCAUUGUUUGAUGAUCUAUGUUUUAAAGAACGGACAAAACUGUCCUGCAGCUAACUCUUGACUGUAUCCCCUGGAGUUUUAUUUCUUUAAUGGUUGGUGUUUAAGACAUCUAUAUUUAAUAUAUCAGAUUCAUCUAUAGAAUGUACAAAUCUGAGACCCGUAACUGGAUGUCAUCCCAUGUAAAUCAAAUGUAUUUUGGAUGAGUGUUAUACUUUGUGAAGGCAACUUGAUUUGUGACAGUCCACUCAAUACAACAGCUCUUUUCUCAACAGCAAUAAACUGCUGCUGUUAUACUCUA